Messenger RNA from Sesamum indicum (sesame), 1361 nucleotides. Its product is annotated as putative hydroxyacylglutathione hydrolase 2, chloroplastic. Lineage: Eukaryota; Viridiplantae; Streptophyta; Magnoliopsida; Lamiales; Pedaliaceae. Gene Ontology annotation, molecular function: hydroxyacylglutathione hydrolase activity. The record is from RefSeq and is a predicted model, not a curated record.
CUUUCUCUAUCAAUAAAUUGGAAAAAUAUAGAAAAGGAAAGAACAAAAAGCAACUGAAUGAAAUGAAACGAAGAUGCAAAUGAUGUUGUGUAGAGCCGCGGCAAAGCCCAUGGCCUCCUUCCCUCGUUCCAUGAAGGGGUCGGAGCUGUGUGUAUGGCCGGGGAUGAGACAACUUUGCCUAAGAAAGAAUCUUUUAUAUGGGUUUGUGAGGCUCUUUUCAAUGCCAUUCAAGACCUUGCACAAUGUUAGCCGGAGGCUUGGAGGAGUUUCUAACUUUUGCAGCAUCACCAAUAUGUCAUCGAGUUUGCAGAUUGAAUUGGUACCGUGCCUUCGAGAUAACUAUGCUUAUCUAUUACAUGAUGUGGAUACUGGAACAGUUGGAGUUGUUGAUCCUUCUGAAGCAGUACCUGUCAUAGAUGCAUUAAACAGGAAAAAUUGGAACUUGAAUUACAUACUAAACACUCAUCAUCAUUAUGAUCACACUGGUGGAAACAUGGACUUGAAAGAAAGGUAUGGUGCAAAGGUGAUUGGAUCAGGUUUAGACAAGGAGAGAAUUCCUGGCAUUGACAUAGUUUUGAACGAUGGUGACAAAUGGAUGUUUGCAAGCCAUGAGGUGCUUGUGAUGGAAACUCCUGGUCAUACACGAGGACAUAUCAGUUUCUACUUUCCCGGAUCAAAGUCAAUUUUUACAGGAGACACUUUGUUUAGUUUAUCAUGUGGCAAACUUUUUGAAGGAACUCCCAUGCAGAUGCUCUCUUCCCUCAGGAAGAUUAUAUCACUGCCAGAUGACACUAAUGUGUAUUGUGGUCAUGAAUAUACUUUGAGUAAUUCAAAGUUUGCACUGUCCAUUGAACCUGGAAAUGAGGACUUGCAGUCUUAUGCUAGCCAAGUCGUUCACCUUCGCAACAAGGGCUUGCCAACGAUUCCAACCUCAUUGCGAAAGGAAAAGCUGUGUAAUCCAUUCCUCCGCACCUCCAGCACAGAAAUCAGGCAGUCCUUGAAUAUUCCUUUGUCAGCCGAUGAUGCAGAGGCCUUGGGUGUUAUCCGCCAAGCCAAGGACAACUUUUAGGUUAUGCAAAGAAGUUGCACUAUUUAACGAGCCAGAGACGUGUAAAAGUCGUGUGCAUGAUUUGUGAAAUAAAGAUGACGCAUCACAUCUUGGCCUACUACUGGAAAGUUGGUUUAUCCUUGUAUCUAAACAAAUUCCGAUAGUCAAAAUUUUAUUUUGCAUCGUCUUUGAUUCUAAGUUACGCAGAAAACUUUGGCUUCGACUUGAAGACGAAAUUAUGUGUAGCGAAUUACAGAUGAUAUAUUGAAUGUUCUGCUGCCUCUUAAUUCGAAAAUGGAUGUCUUUUGUUCUU